GAUAAACCUCGGAGACACCUACCCUUUUAGCCCACCGUAGCACAACUUCGAUAAUGCCGCCAAUCCGAGACUACCCCCCAAAAUCCCGGAAUAACCCCCAAACAAACCCUCUCUCACUCACCAACGAGUCAUGUACCGAUAAACCCACCAUAUUCCCGUAUAGGUAUAGGCAGGCUACACCGGACCAGCCUCUAUCCCAAACAACCACCUACCCGUAAACCCAGAAAUCAGAACCAAAAAA
Messenger RNA from Aspergillus alliaceus, 241 nucleotides. RefSeq lists its product as uncharacterized. The coding region runs from base 54 to 218 and encodes 54 amino acids. The transcript has a single exon. The record is from RefSeq and is a predicted model, not a curated record. Lineage: Eukaryota; Fungi; Ascomycota; Eurotiomycetes; Eurotiales; Aspergillaceae.